Molecule: messenger RNA, 1780 nt
Organism: Oppiella nova
Lineage: Eukaryota; Metazoa; Arthropoda; Arachnida; Sarcoptiformes; Oppiidae
Source: the annotation of a GenBank genome assembly
CUUAAAAACGUUGUGUCCAUUAGGAGGAAGCGUCGAAACUUCAGCAAACAGGCGACUGAGAUAUUAAAUGAAUACUUCUAUUCACAUCUCAGUAAUCCCUACCCGAGUGAGGAGGCCAAGGAGGAGUUGGCCCGAAAGUGUAGUAUUACUGUCUCUCAAGUAUCGAAUUGGUUCGGAAAUAAGCGAAUUAGGUAUAAGAAGAACAUCGGCAAAGCUCAAGAAGAGGCCAACCUUUACGCCGCCAAAAAAGCAGCCGGCUCGUCCCCAUACGGUUUAACGCCGUCAUCGCAGGGCUCGGGCAAUAUAAUGAGUCCUCCGCCACCACCUGGUAGUUCACAGGAUGGAUGGUCUAUGAAUGGUGAUUAUGGAAGUCAGGCCCAUAGGCACGGAGGCUACUCCUCAGAUGGCAGUUCGGGAGGCAUGUAUGACCCGGGUUGCGAUGAGUUACAGGCCUACCCUCCCGUGUAAAUAGUCCGCAAAACGCCCGACCCCUGUGUGUCUCAGUCGCCCCCUUCAUAUUUGCCACACAUUUCUGAAGCACAAGAACUACAGAAUAUAUAAACAAAUACAUGAAAACAAACUCUUUUUUAAAUUUUUUGGUUCAACUCGUUGUCGGACACGACUGGCGUCCCUCUCAUUCAUCACAUGAUUUAAAUCAUCUGUUUUUGCGUUCACUUUGCGAUGUCAUCGAUAAUGAAAUGAAGAACUCUUUUGAAAUACAUUAUUAUUAUGAUUACGAAAAAGACUAUAAGAUUUUAAGGCACCAAAUGGACGUAAAUAAAAGUUGUAAUAAAUUUUAAUUGAAUACUACAUUAAAGCAAAUGAUUACGAUUGCAUUUUUUGGAUUACAUACACACGAUAUUUCAAUACGACUUUUCAAACUACCAUUAUUUCUAUUCAAAUAUAUAUAUUCGUCGCGAUAUAUGUUUUUUUAGUUAACUAUGAUUUUUAAUUGUCGCUACAAACUAAAAAAAUUAUAUAAAGUUUUUUAAUUAUAUAAUUAGUUAUAUAUUUCAUUUUUAUUGAUAAAAACGAUUUUUGCGAUUAAGGCUAAAACAAAAACAAAACGUUGUAAUUAUAAUAAGACAAACAUGAUUAUAAAUACAUUAUAAAUACAUUGUGUUGUACAUAUAUAUGAUUAUUGAAUAUUUCAAUGACUAAACAAAAACCACAAAACAAAACAUUCAUUAAUUCUUGAUUUUUUUUGAUUGGAUUACAAACUCAACUUAAAAAAAGACAAGACAACAAACACCGGAGAAAAACCCAUUUUUUGAUAAUAAUUUUUUUCUGGUUGCGAGAGUUAGGGUGUGUCGCGCCAUAUAUUGAUACAAAACAGUGCCAUUUGGUAUUAGGUAUUACCCAUUAUUAUCCAUUACUAUGAUUACGAUUAGAUAUCUAUAGACAGCUAUAGAGAGCCCGAAAACGCAGCGGCUAUUCAAUUGAUCGGCGAAAACACACACAAAAAGUUAGAGUCACUUAUGUUUUCCUCCCGACUAUAGUGUGUGUCGUCUGUGUCCGCACUCUCCCCGACCCCCUCAGCCAACUGUCCCAUCCGUUUUCCACUCCCGAUCCCCCCGAAGAUGUCAUCCCAUCUCUCUCUGUAUAUCCGUAUUAAGCGUUUGAGUGAAAUAUCCAUUCAUUUAAUUUGAUUAUGCGUUUAGUUUUUGUCGUUAAAAUUCAUAUUAAUUUUAUACAAAACAAAACGAUUUUAUGUAUAAUCAAUGAAACACUCAUUUCUCUCGCGCGCUCUCUCGCCAUCUCUCUCUCUCUCUCUCUCUCU